Messenger RNA from Hyaloperonospora brassicae, 2529 nucleotides. The record is from the annotation of a GenBank genome assembly. NCBI's taxonomy places the organism in Eukaryota, Oomycota, Peronosporomycetes, Peronosporales, Peronosporaceae.
AUGAACCCGUCGUACCCGUCGCUAGGGCUGCCUUCCAGCGGCGGGCCGCCCCCACCGGGAGGAGCGCCGCGCCCCCAGCGACCCGCAAGCAAUGGCAACCCGAACUACUUUACCGACAAGAAAAAGGGCGAAGUGAACGAGCUCAAGAAUCUACUGCGCGAAGUCACGGUCGAAAAGGAUGUCAAGCGCAAGCGCGAGAUCAUCAAGAAAGUCAUUGCGUACAUGACGUUGGGCAUUGACGUCUCGCGUCUCUUUAGUGAGAUGGUGCUCUGUGUCGACACGAAGGACCUCAUCUCGAAGAAAAUGGUGUACCUCUACUUGACAAACUACGCGCAGAAGAACUCGGAGCUUGCCAUCAUGUGCAUCAAUACGCUCUUGAACGACUGCCGCAACGAAGAUCCGAUGGUGCGCGGCCUCGCGUUGCGCUCGCUGUGCUCCUUGCGGCUCGACUCUAUCCUCGAGUACAUCCACGACCCGUUGCAGGCGUCGCUCACGGACACGAGCGCGUACGUCCGGAAGACGGGCGUCAUUGGCAUCUUGAAGGUCUACUCGCUGAACCCGGAGCUUAUCAAAGAGAGCGACAUGAUCGACACGCUGUACAACAUGAUCCGUGACCGCGAUCCGCAGGUGGUUUCCAACUGCUUAGUCGCGCUGAACGAGAUCAUGGCGGACGAAGGCGGCAUUGCAAUCAACCAGCCGAUUGUGAUGCACUUGCUGAGUCGCAUAACGGACUUUAAUGAGUGGGGACAGUGCAAUAUCUUGCAGAUCGUUGCAAAGUACAAGUCUACUGGACCAGACGAGGUGUUUACGAUCAUGAACACACUGGAGCAGUGUCUACGCGUCUCGAGCAGUGCUGUCGUGCUCGGCACUGCCAAGUGCUUUUUCAAUCUUACGCAGACGCGUGGAAUGGAACAGAUUCAGGACCAAGUGUUUGAACGUAUGCGCCAACCUUUGCUCACGUUGAUGGCCGGCGGUAGUCACGAGAUCAACUACUGCGUGCUACACCACAUAUUGCUGCUGGUGGGAAAGAAGCCGCAUGUUUUCAGCCGCGACUAUCGCCAAUUUUACAAUCGAUACAACGAGCCCACGCACGUCAAAUACGUCAAGAUCGACAUCUUGGCUCUAGUCGCCGAUGGUGCCAACGUUGCUGAUAUUGUCACGGAGCUGAGCGAGUACGUGACGGACGUAGACCAGGAGCUGGCUCGCCGCGCGAUCCACGCGAUUGCAGACAUUGCGGUGAGCCCGAAUUUGUCUGUGAACACAUUGCCUCACCAAUACAUGGGCGGAGGCAACGUGCCCGAGGCUUAUGGCCAGCUUGCGGCUGAGCAGCUCGUUGAGCAGAUGCAAGAUCACAUCAUGGAUACGAUGGUGGACUUCUUGGAGCUGGACCUCGACUACGUGCGCGACGAGAGUCUCGUGGUCAUGAAGGACCUGUUGCGGAAGUACCCGGAAAAGCGUCACGAUGUGUUGCCUGUGCUCGCUCGCAUUAUCGCGGCAGUAGCGCAGCCUACUGCGAAGGCCGCAGUUGUGUGGAUGCUAGGCGAGUUUGGCCAGGAUCUUCGUCGUGCGCCGUACGUACUCGAGAAGCUCAUUGACACCUUCAAUGACGAGGCUGCUCCGUCUGUCUUGCUCGAACUACUUGUCGCAACGAUGAAGCUGUUCUUCAAGCGUCCUCCAGAGAUGCAGAGCAUGCUUGGCCGGUUGCUUGAAUCGGCGAUAAAUGAUUCGAACCACCAGGACGUGCGCGACCGUGCGUUGCUGUACUACCGUUUGCUCGCGCAGCAGCCCACGGAGCAGGCGGCCACAAUUGUGGCCCAGUUCCGUACAGAGGAGACGGUUAGCGUGUUUACCGAGAGCAUUGAGUCGGACUUGAAGGACAAGCUGUUCCAGGAGUUCAAUUCGCUUGCUGUGGUGUACAGCAAACCUAGCGAACUCUUCGUGUCGGCCUCGCACCUGACUGGAGCUGCUGCGCCUCUCGAUGACGACGAAGACGAGGAGAACGAGGAGGACGAAGCGUACGACAAUGAAGCUCCGAAACAGCAGCAGCAGCAACAACAACAGCAGCAGCAACAACAGCGCAGCACCGUGCCACCUCCACAGGCACCGUCCAUGCCCAACAUGGAUCUCCUGGAUAUGGACUUCAGCCCAGCCCCGAGUAACCCCCCGCCUCAAGCGGGAGGUCCUGCUUUCGCUUUGGUUCCGACACCAGUCAUGGAUGCGCCCAUGUUCCAGAGCCAAUGGGGCAGUAGGCCCGUCGUGGCUGAAGUGGUGGUCCAGUUGCCAAUCCUGCCCCCACAGAACGAACUAGAGCAGGCGUUUGCAUCGCACGGCAUCGUGACGAUCGCUUCGGGCGACGUGGGUCCGCAGUACAAGUUUUUCUUCUACGCCCAAGACACGCAGGGCCGCUACUUUAUGUCCGAGACAUUUGUCGAGAAGGCCACGCGCACGCUGCGGGCCACGAUCAAGGGCGUCGACGAUGGCUCGGGGUCCCAGUUUGCCGACGCCAUGCGACGUGUACUCUUCGGUUGA